Durusdinium trenchii is the source of this 2730-nucleotide messenger RNA. The record is from the annotation of a GenBank genome assembly. NCBI's taxonomy places the organism in Eukaryota, Dinophyceae, Suessiales, Symbiodiniaceae.
AUGCCACCACCGGUGAGCGAUUUGGAGUACAACUUCGCAGCAGCAGAACCAGCAGCAGCAGCAGCAGCAGAAGCUGAAGCAGCACCACCGGCCACACGAACACUGGAGCUAGCAGCCCUGGCAACCAGCCGCAAGCGACCGGCAGCGGUCACCUUUGCACCAAUUCCCGAGGAGGACGACGUAGACUUCGACGCCCGACCUUCUCAAGCACCACGAGCAAUGCCACAAGCAAGCAAUGCACCACAGGAACACACACCUUCCUGGUUUCUUGACCCAGAUGGCCGACACACCAUGGUACUGGAGAAUGCUCAGACACUUCAAGCACCACCUCCUGAUUUGCACCAAACAGGACAGUGUCGAUAUCGCACCAGCUGGGCCUACCACGACAACAACUGGUCCAAACUUGAGGACCGAGUCGACUGGCAGCACCUGACAGAACCACAACAGGCAUUACCGCACACCAUGGACCGGCUUGUCACCAGCUUCGGUCCAGACCAGUUCAAAGGCCGACGGCCUUCCAUCGAAUCCGCACCAGGCAUGAAACGAACAGCAGAAGAAAGCAACUUGCCAGGCAGAGCUGACGGCAGCCGCAGGAGGCCAUCAGCCACUGAACAAACACCCACAGCGACAGCAGAGCAAACACUCACCACACCUGCUGAACCAACAGCACCGGCAGCCGCAAGCACUACGGCGCAUGACACAUCUGCAUCGACGCCACCGGAUGCAGAGACACCAGCAGCACCAGAGGACACAGUGAACAACGCACUGGUCACCUACUGUCGCAGCUGCGGAAGCAAAGACACCACAACCGACGCAGCAGAACAAACAUGCUGCGUCAGAUGUCUCUCACACGAGUUUGUCACGGAACCACAUCUGGUAAACAGCUGGUUCGACGAACUUGAGCAGAUCACAGCCAUGAAGACGACACCCAGCUUGGCACACUACCACACCAAGUGCAAGACCUGGGUACCAGCACACCUCAAGGAUCUCGAAGAGAUCACCUUGCCGCACACCCACGAGCUCGAUGACCUGUCGUUCCUGCCGCUGACACAACAACAAGCCAAAGCAGCACGGCAACAAACACCAAGACUCUCGAGACGAGAGCAACGUUGGCUCACCAGACACGGCCGUCACUGCACUUGGCUUCUUGGAUGGGAUGGCAACCCUCCAGAGUUACCACCACUCUUCCAGCAGGAAGAUUUCAGCAAAGCCUAUCUGAACUUCGUGCAGGACAUUAGCAAUGGCAGCACCACAUCAGCAGACCCACAAGCACUACAGGAUGCACAGCAACACACAAUGCACGGCAGGCCAACAUGGGCCCAACAACACUGGCAGGCAUACACCACAGCUUCACACUUCAACAAGGGCAACAAGCCCGCUCAUGAGGUCAUUACAGGACCUGAUAGCAGCAGCGAUGAUGAAGAGCUGCAGGCCGAUGAAAGCGGAGGCAGAGCCGCCAAGCAGGCCCUUGCGCACUACGAAGCUGAGAGCAAUGAAAUGCAGAAUAAGCUCUUCCAGCUCGACACACGGCGUGACAUGGCACUGCAAGAGUGUCAGCUGGCCUCGGAGCACAGUUUAAAGCUCAUGCGACAGAGCCUGUGCUACAGAGCUGGCUCCGUGCUGCGCGGUGCUUCAGGGCCCCACCCGCCAACCCGGGAGAUCAGUAAGGAUGUUCUUCAUGACAAGUUGAUGGGCUAUUGGGUGGGGCAGCUAGUUGGCAAUUUCAUGGGACUUCCUUUUGAGUUCACCUACUGGGAUGAACCUAUGCCCAUUGAGCCGCACACCUACUAUGAUGAAGCAACAGCAAAUGCGUCUGGUCUCAAUGUGAAUGGGCCUUGUGAAACUGACGGCCGUGGUUGCAUUCCUCAAAGGCUCACCGAACUGCAGGGUGCGUACACAGAUGAUGACACAGACAUUGAAUUUGUCACGCUUCAUGCUUUGAUGGAACAUGGGCUGGACUUGACAUAUGCAGAGAUCGCUGAGUAUUGGAAAACCUACAUCAACAUAAAGGUCAAUGGCUCAGACACCCUUUGGUUUGCUAAUCGAGCCGUGGAGCGGGCAGAGUGGGGUGCACGGAUCACCAGCGAUUCGUGGGGGACACAUCCCACAAGGUUUUAUGCCGCCAUGUACAGUGCGGCCUUUUUCAUUACCGACGUCAGUGUCUUAUAUCGCAUCGGGCGACAGGCCGUUCCCAAAGGGAGCCCGUUUCGGCGGGCUUUGGUGAAGGUUUGGAAGUGGCACAAGCAGAGCCCAGAUGAUUGGCGGCCUGUUUGGCAAAAGAUCCGGGACAACUUCUCUUAUUAUCCCAAAGAUUGCGGUGACAUGCCCUGGCCCUGUGCCGUCUCAUCCAUAAUCAAUGGAGUGCUCGGGGCUAUGGCAUUUCUGUAUGGGGAGGGCGACUUCAAGCGCACCGUGGGCAUUGCCAUCGCUGCAGGCUUUGACUGCGACAAUCAAGCAGCAACCCUGGCAGGGCUGCUGGGUGUGAUGCACGGCGAGAGCGCGAUACCCCAGGAUCUCACGCGCACCAUCGCGGGCAACGAUUGGACCGAGGCCUUCAAUGAUCAGUAUGUGAAUGAACGCCGGCCACCGCUGCCCAGAGAUCAAACCAACUCGGGGAUUGUCGCAAACAUCAUGUUGCUGACACAACGUGCAAUUGUAGCGGAAGGGGGGCGAGACUUGGGAGACAAACUUGACGUGGUGGUGUCACACCAAGUAGCCUCACACUCCUAA